Molecule: messenger RNA, 525 nt
Organism: Penicillium antarcticum
Lineage: Eukaryota; Fungi; Ascomycota; Eurotiomycetes; Eurotiales; Aspergillaceae
Product: bZIP transcription factor
Exons: 1
Coding region: 1-525 (174 amino acids)
Biological process (GO): regulation of transcription by RNA polymerase II
Molecular function (GO): RNA polymerase II cis-regulatory region sequence-specific DNA binding; DNA-binding transcription factor activity, RNA polymerase II-specific
Source: RefSeq, a predicted model, not a curated record
AUGGGAUCUGUAUCCCCACAGCACAGUUGUGCCAGCCCCAAGCUGGCAAAGUACCUCGAACGCAACCGCAUCGCAGCCAACAAAUUCCGAGAAAGGAAGAAAAAAAAGGACAAACAGAUCGAGCGCCGUUGCAGCGACGCAACCAAAAAGAACGAAGUCCUUCUAGCAGAGCUCAGUUAUCUUAGAGAACAAGUCUGCAAACUCAAAAACAUCGUCUUUCCACAUGCCGAGUGCGCGGAUCAUCAGAACGGUCUGCAACUAGCAACGAUGACCCAGAUUGUCCUGGACAGCCACCGCAAACACGACCCCAGCACCUGGUCCACGUUAUCGUCUGAGGCAUGGUUGGAGGAGUCAGUUGCGACAGACGGUGAAAGCUACACUAUGAUCGAGCCAAGCGUAUGUGAGGGAAAUGACAGGACAGCCCUACUCGUGUUUGCUGACAGAGUUGCUGCGCCUUACGAUCCGAACGUCUAUGCUGGUUCGAUGUUUGACAAUUUUAUUGAUGCGGAAAAUCGGUAUGCCUAG